AACAAUAGUCCAUUAAAUUUGUGCAUACGUCUGAAACAAUCAUCAUUUUCUAAAUGUUCUUGUUUGUUGAAAAAAUAAAUUUUGAGUUACAAUGUAAAAAUACUUUUAAUAUUUAAAAUUAUGCAAAAUAACUUAAAGAAAUUUUAACUGAAACAUGAAAAAUCUGAAAUAAAACACCAUUACCGCGAGGUAAAUGAUGACAUACGGUUUUCAAAAUGGCCGACACACGGUUUACAUCUGACAAAUUAAAACUAAUUUUGAUUGAAUAUAUUGUUGUUUCCUUGUGUCAUAUAGCAGAAAAAAUGACUAAAUGAUACAGUUUAUGACAGUUUUUGUAGUGUAAGUUUAUUGUUUGUGUUUUUUACUGUUUUAAAGUGUUAAGUACCGUGAGUUAAGAGAAGCACAGUAUAAAUCUAAGAACAGUAUGAUUUCACAUGUUAACUUCAAUUUCGUUGCAAAGCAAGAAUCAAGGCUUAUUUGCAUUUAAACAUUUGACCUGUCAGACAUCUUUUUAUUGCAGAAACUUUGAUAUUUUGUGCACUAAAGCCCCUGUCUUUUAUGGUGUGUUUGCCAUUGUGAGAAAAGUGUCUGCAUGCACAAUUGCUUGUUUACCCAGACCACACAUGUCUAAAUCUAAUAACUUAUUGCAGAAUGGUAAAAAGUUGGACAGAAAAUGUGCCAAUAACGACACAGAAUCAGUUAGAUCUAGUAAUAUAUACAUACACGCAGUUACCGGAAAUAAAUAAAUUUCGGAUACUCAAAUAAUUGAUUUAAAUUGGAUGGCGCUAAUAAUAGGAGAAACAACUUAAUGAAAAGACAUCCAAAUAAGGAAGAUUAAAACUGCGUCAUAGAUAACGCGCUUUGCAAAUUUGAAAGAGUCAUUCUUUAAAUUAUUGAGUCAAAAAUGCAAAAAAUGGAGAGUAGCGGAAACACUGUCUACAUAUAAAUUUAUUCUGUCUAUUGGCCAAAAUAGUGUAUUUACCCUCAGACAGGACCACAUACCGGACAAAAUUUCUUUGUAUCAUGGGCAAUCUUUAGGGAUGCUAGUAUUAAAUUGUAUUCACAACAGUAAUUACACAUAAUGUUUAAAUGUUACAGCAUCUCGGAUAAAGCCCAUGAGAUCUUGUGUCCAAAUCAUUUAAGUUUUGUUUGGAGAAACUUUAACUAUUGCUUAUAUUCAUUUUGCUUAAAUGCUUUAAGCUGUCAAAUACAUGUAUAGUCAAAAUCACUAAUUCUGCUUAAUUUAUUUCACUGUAAUGGCAUAUUUCAAGGUGGUUUUUUGUGUCGCCUUUAAAAAGGCGACAUAAAGGGGUUACUUUUGUUGGCAUGUGCGUCAUUGUCGGUGUCUCCUUCAGCUUGUUUGGAGCAAAAGUCAGUCGUUAUAAGUCGGAUUGACUUCAAACUUGGUAUGCAUGCUUCUUAUAAUGACUUGAAGUGCAGUUCACAAGAACCGGUACUCUGCAUCUCUUCUUUUUUGAGUUAUUGCCCUUUGUUAAUUUUCAUACUUUAUUUUUGUCCAGGCCAAUUUUCUCCUAAAGUAUAAAAGCUAUGGACAUGAAACUUCAUAGGAUGAUAGAUCUCAUUGAGAAAAAGUGCAGUGCAUAAGAACUAACUGGUACUCUGCAAUUUUUAUAUUUUGAGUUAUUGCCCUUUAUAAAUUUUCAUACUUUAUUUUUGUCCAGGCCAUUUCUCAUAAAUUAUUAAAGCUAUGGACUUGAAACUUCAUAGGAUGAUAGAUCUUAUUGAUAAUAAGUGCAGUGCAUAGAAACUUCUGCUUUGCACUUUUUAUUAUGCUCCCCGAAAAAUUCCGGGGGAGCAUAUAGUCGGCGCCUUGUCCAUCUGUCUGUCCGCCCGUCCGUCUGUCCGUCCGUUUUCUUGUCCGGAGCAUAACUUGAAAACCCUUGGAGAUAAUUUGUUUAAACUUCAUACAGUGGUAGAGGGCAUUGAGGGGGAGUGCAGUGUCAAAGAACCAUAACUCUAUUUUGCCCGGUUUUUGAAUUAUCUCCCCUUAAAGAAAAAUCUUGUCUGCGUUUAACUCUAAAACUAUAAGAGAUAUCAACAUGAAACUUUGUAGGUGAAUAGAUCUCAAUGGGUAGAUGUGCAGUGCAUAAGAACAAUAACUCUUUUUGUCCUAAUUUUGGAGUUAUUGCCCUUUGUUAAUUUCAACACUUUGAACUUUGUCCGGAACAUAACUCUAAAACUAUAAGAGAUAUCAAGAUGAAACAUUCAGGGCCUUCCCCAGGCCAAUUUAGCCGUUUAUGGAUCACCGGGGCGCUUGGAUUUUGGCUUGCAUGUUGAUCUUAGCGCCGGGGCGCUUGUAUUUUGACAGCAGGAGAAACUUCUUAUCAACGUAAUAGCGCGUGCUACAUUGUCGCAUUGCGUCAUCGAUCAAUUAAUCUCGUGUUAUGACAGGAUGUGUCUAUAAACAUAUGACCGCUAAUAAUGCACAGUAUUUGUUGAUGUAAUUAAAGAGCAAUCUGUUUUUGGAGAACUUAGCAAUUAAUUGCUUUUGAUUGAAAUCAAUUAUCAGAUCAACGGCGAUUAAGGAUUAUGGAUAAUUUAUGUUGCAAUAAGUGUGUGUUUUAUUGGUUCAUGGGAGGUGCUAAAUGCGAUGUGAUUUAGGCCCGGGAUGCUAUUUACACUACUGUAAAACCACUUGUGACUGGGACACUGUCCAUUCUGCGGGGUCUGCAGACCAUGCCAGGGGAGGCCUACCAGAGUGCAGUGCAGAGGGUAAAGGACCUUCAGGCCCAGGGGUUCAACAUCAAGCCUCCUUCUGAGCAAGAGACUGUAAACUUUAGAGAGAAGGUGUUCAAUCCAUUUAUGGAGAACAUUGUGAAUAAUUUGGAGGGCAGGUUUCCAGAUCUGCCUCUUAUACAGAAGUUUGAGGUUUUUAACACAAGGAAGUUUCCUGAUGACAACAGCACCAGUCAUGGGGAAGAGGACAUCAAGGUGCUGGCUGAGCACUUUGGACUUGUGGUUGACAAGACCCUUCAUGAGUGGCGCCAAGUUAGGGAAUCCAUUGCUGACAGUGGGCUUGCUGCAGACAAGGCCAUGGAGUGGGUUACCAUAAAUUUGAAAGUCAGCCACACCAACCUCUUCAAACUUGCUGCUGUGGGGCUGUUGAUCCCUACAUCAACAUCAGACUGUGAGCGUGGAUUUUCCACCCUCAAGAGGGUUAAAACAACACACAGGGCAUCUUUGAGCCCACCUGUUCUAAAUGCCAUCCUUACUGUUGGGAUGUUAGGACCAGCAAUAGAAAAGGUUUAUAUCAACGCCAUGGUGAAAAUCUGGCACAAGGAGAAACCAAGGUGUAGCCAGCUCUAGACAGUCAUGAAUUAACUGAUAAAACAUUAUUGUUUUAUUAGCUCGACUUUUUUGUUUUUGAAAAAAAAAGUAGAGGUAUUGUUAUAGUCAGGUCGGCGUUGCCGUUGCCGUCUCCGUUGCCGUCCGAAAACUUGUACCUGGAUCAUAACUUUUUUAUUUCUUGCUGUAUUGUCUUCAUACUUGGCCACAACAACCCUUGGGAUAAGACCUUUCAGUAGACCACACUUACCUUGACCUUCAUCCAUAAAUGACCUUGACCUUCAAGGUUAAAAGUCCAAUUUUUGCUUGUUCAUGCUGUUAUUGGCUGUUACUUUGUUAUUUUUGAAUGGAUUGUCUUCAAACUUGAACAUAAGAAUUUUCAAGGAUAUCCCUUAAAAAUAACCAGUCAGACCUUGACAUUCACUCAUCAAUGACCUUGACUUUGAAGGUCAAAUUAUUGAAAUUUUCAUUUUUUUGGCUAUUAUAGGCUGUAACUUUGUUAUUUUUGAAUGGAUUGUCUUCAAACUUGAACAAAAUAAUCUUCAAAGAUAAUUGUUAAAAAUAUACCGAAAGACCUUGACCUUCACUCAUUAAUGACAUUGCCUUUGAAGGUCAAAUUAUUGAAAUUUUCAUUGUUUUGGCAGUAACUGACUGUAACUUUGCUAUUUUUGAAGGGAUAAACUUCAUAUUAUAACAGAACAUUCUUAAGGACCAGACCUUGUUGUUUAUCAAACCCAAAUUUGCUUGGGCUCUUCAAUGACCUUGACCUUGAAGGUUAUAUUACUGAAUUUUCUCAGAUUGUGCAUUUAUUGGUGUGUGUGUAUGUAUAGUAUAUGUAUUAUAUAUAUAUAUAAAUGUGUGUGUGUAUAUAUAUACAUAUA
Messenger RNA from Ruditapes philippinarum (Manila clam), 4187 nucleotides. Its product is annotated as zinc finger protein 862-like. Lineage: Eukaryota; Metazoa; Mollusca; Bivalvia; Venerida; Veneridae. The transcript is spliced from 5 exons. The record is from RefSeq and is a predicted model, not a curated record. Bases 2698 to 3327 code for a protein of 209 amino acids. Gene Ontology annotation, molecular function: protein dimerization activity.